Molecule: messenger RNA, 1031 nt
Organism: Rosa rugosa (rugosa rose)
Lineage: Eukaryota; Viridiplantae; Streptophyta; Magnoliopsida; Rosales; Rosaceae
Product: protein MIZU-KUSSEI 1
Exons: 1
Coding region: 26-757 (243 amino acids)
Biological process (GO): hydrotropism
Source: RefSeq, a predicted model, not a curated record
CCCCAACCCACAACCCACAAAAGAAAUGACCAAGAUCGAUUCCCUCCGUCGAUUCCUCCUCCCGUGCUUCUCCCCCUCCUCCCCGGCCGCCGCCACCGCCACCAAGAAACGCCUCAGCACCUCCCUCCGCGACGACAUCGUCGACGACCAAGAACCCGCCCAAGACUCCGACCCUUCCUCCCCCACCGCCUCCGCCACGUCAGCGCCCUCCUCCGCCGCCCAGCCCCGGCCGUCGAAGUCGAUGGUGAUCGGCACCAUCUUCGGGCACCGCCGCGGCCACGUCUGGUUCUGCGUCCAGCACGACCGCCUCUCGACCCGACCCGCGCUCCUCCUGGAGCUCUCCAUCUUGACCCACCAGCUCGUCAAGGAAAUGCGGUUCGGGUUGGUCCGGAUCACCCUCGAGUGCGACGACCGCUCCUCCGAUCUCCUCGCCACGUGUCCUCUCCGGUCCGUCCCCGUCUGGGCUCUGCACUGCAACGGCCGCAAGCUCGGGUUCGCCGCCCGGAGGAAAGCCGGCGACAAAGUCCGCCUGAUGCUGAAGGCCAUGGAGUCAACGACCGUCGGAGCCGGGGCGCUGCCAGCCGGGUUCGGGUUCGGGUCCGGGUCGUCGGACUCGGAGGGCCCGGUUAUGUACAUGAGGUCGAAUUACGAGCACGUGGUUGGGAGCGCCGACUCGGAGUCGUUUCAUCUCAUCAACCCGGAUCAGUUCCCGGGUCAAGAACUCAGUGUCUUCUUGCUCAGGUCCAGAAACUCAUAGUCUGGUUUUUAAUUUAUUACUAUGGGGUCUUUUAGUGAUUUUCUCAAUGUCAGAGGGGUAACAUUGGAAAGGUGAAAACUAGUUGUUUUCUGGGAAAGAAACAAACCCUGAUUGGGGUUUUGGAUAUUCUCUAGGAUUUAAGAGAAAUUCUGUUUCUUUUCUAAGGUUGGCAAUGUAGAUUGUAACAAAAUUAGGGGUAGGGCUAGUUCUGAAGAACAAGAACAAGAAGAUGAAUGUACAAAUUUUGGUAUCACUAAAAAGGUGAUACAACAGA